AUGGCGAGUUCAAGGAUACCGUCUGUGUCCCUCUUUGGCUCGAAGGCGCCAGUUAAAAGAUCAUCAGCUACCUCCAAUUUUCUGCCUGGUUUCAGCAACAUGAUCUCAAAGACUUAUCGAGCUGGCAGAAUUACCUGUGAUUAUUCCUGUUUCGAGAUAAAGGGUUUAAGCUAUCGACCUCCAGGAACCGAAAUUGAUCUUCUGAAUGGAGUUAGUUUAUCCCUUCCUGAGAAAAGCUUUGGGCUGAUUUUUGGACGAAGUGGAAGUGGGAAAACUACUCUUUUACAGCUAAUUGCUGGGUUAAGUAAACCAACAUCAGGCUCAAUUCACGUUCAAAGAUAUGGUGAUGAUGGUCAGCCGAAGCAGUCUCCAGAACUGUUGCAGCCUGGAAGAGUUGGUAUUGUUUUCCAGUUUCCUGAAAGGUUUUUUAUUGCAGAUAAUGUUCUUGAAGAAUUAAUAUUCGGGUGGCCAAGACAAAGAGUUGGCUUGCAAUUGAGAGAACUUCUUACUUCAAGGCUCCAUAAAGCAAUGACAUCGGUUGGUCUAACUGGAAUCUCUCUGGACAAAGAUCCCCAGUCCCUUAGUGGCGGAUACAAACGACGGCUUGCCUUAGCAAUUCAGUUAGUGCAAACUCCAGAUCUGUUGAUAUUAGACGAGCCUCUUGCUGGUCUUGACUGGAAAGCCCGUGCGGAUGUUGUUAAGUUGUUGAAAGACUUGAAGAAAGAGCUUACAUUGCUUGUUGUCAGCCAUGACCUUAAAGAGCUGUCAUCACUCGUAGACCAGUCUUGGAGGAUGGACAUGGGUGGAGUAUUGAAGAGGGAAUGCUUGCCUUUCUGA
Molecule: messenger RNA, 837 nt
Organism: Striga hermonthica
Lineage: Eukaryota; Viridiplantae; Streptophyta; Magnoliopsida; Lamiales; Orobanchaceae
Source: the annotation of a GenBank genome assembly